Messenger RNA from Aspergillus fijiensis CBS 313.89, 2403 nucleotides. Its product is annotated as alpha-L-fucosidase. Gene Ontology annotation, cellular component: lysosome. Gene Ontology annotation, biological process: glycoside catabolic process; fucose metabolic process. The coding region runs from base 1 to 2403 and encodes 800 amino acids. NCBI's taxonomy places the organism in Eukaryota, Fungi, Ascomycota, Eurotiomycetes, Eurotiales, Aspergillaceae. The record is from RefSeq and is a predicted model, not a curated record. The transcript has 3 exons. Gene Ontology annotation, molecular function: alpha-L-fucosidase activity.
AUGAAGAACGAAGCAUUGUUUUGGGUGGCCCUCGCAGGGUCAGUCGCUUCUGCUGCUGUCCAUAUCAAUCACUCCUCUACCUCCGUCUCACUCAAGCCAUACUUCAACAACAAGGCGUUUGGUCAGUUCCCAGGGGAGGCUACCUUCAAUGCAGCGAACGAGUCCUAUCCCGACCCCAGCGAACUAGGGAUCAACGGGAGCUACACCUCAUCGCAGACAGGCAUCGCCUACUCUUUCCCCGGAUAUCGCCAGGCUGGUCUGCCCGACAAUGUCAUCUGCGCCGGCCAGUCCAUCGCAGUUCCCCAAGGUCGCUAUUUGUCUGCUUCGAUGCUCGUCUCGGCGGAUGUGGAGCUCGAAACCGUCUCCGGGGACGUGAUCUACACCUAUAGCGAUAACACCACUGUGGUGUCAGAGCUGCGUAGUCUCCCCUGGUGGGCCUUCUUGACGAUCAAUCGCGGCGAGAUCAUCUUCCCCUACCGAUACACACCCAACGACACCAAUUUCAACACCUCACACAUCUUCGAGUACACCGCCGCGCUGGACCCGCUCAAGAGCCUGCAGUCUGUCACCCUCCCCGUGACGACCAAUGCCACCACGGGCCGACUGCACGUUUUUGCACUCUCCUUGUGGCCAGUGACCUCGACGGCGGCUGCGCAGGUGCAGUUCGUGCGGCCCACCCAGAAAUGGACGGAGCAGGGCAACCAGAUUGUCGAGCUGACGGUCAACAAUCCGGGCAACGAAUGCAUCUCGGGCCCAGGACUGACAGCCACGCUUGAGAUGCCAGGCACUACGAUGGCUGAGCCCGGGUAUAUCAAGCGACUCUGCCCCGGUGAUCAGAAACGAGUCAACGUGGGCGUCCACGGCACCGCCAACGGCACGGCCACCAUCCAGAUCACCUACAGGGGUGAUAUUCUGACCACCCAGACCGUCGAUCUCUCCCUCGGAUUAACCAAGUACACCUCCGACCUGUCCAGCCUGGCCCACCACGAGAGUCCCGAGUGGUUCGACGACGCCAAGUUCGGGAUCUUCAUCCAUUGGGGCCCGUACGCGGUGCCGGGCUGGGGAAACUCGACUCCGUGGGAGAGUUACGCCGAAUGGCUCUGGUGGUACACGACGCACCCAGCCGCCGACAAAUCCUCCACGCAAGCCUACCGGCUGCGCACCUUCGGCCGCGACUGGAACUACGACGACUCCUUCGCCAACUUCACCGCCACCAAUUUCUCCCCCAAAGCCUGGGUCGACCUGAUCGCCGCCUCCGGGGCGAAAUACUUCGUGCUGACGACCAAGCACCACGACGGCUUCGCCCUCUUCGACACUGGCAACACCACGCACCGCAACAGCCUGCACUACGGCCCGCACCGCGAUCUGGUCGGCGAGCUCUUCACAGCCGCCGCCACCCACCAGCCGCACCUCAAACGCGGCACCUACUUCUCCCUACCCGAGUGGUUCAACCCGGACUUUGCGCCGUACGGCUUCGCCCAGCUGCCGGGGAACAGCUCGACGAGCUGGCCCGGCCUCCCGGCCGUGAACCCCUUCACGGGGGAGGUCGAGCCCUACACGGGACGGAUCCCGUUGCCCAACGUCACCACCACCACCAGCACCACCGACACCUUGUUGCCAAAAGUCCAGGAAGGCAACUUCAUCGACUCCCUCCUCCUCCCGCAGAUGCAGACCCUGGCCCACACCUACGGCACGGACAUCAUGUGGUGCGACUGCGGCGCCGCCAACGCGACCCCCGUCUUCGCCGCCGGCUUCUUCAACCAGGCCAAGCAGGUCGCCAUCAACUCCCGGUGCGGCAUCCCGCAGGCCGCCGACUUCGACACCCCGGAGUACGCCACCUUCAGCUCCGCCCAGCGCCGCAAGUGGGAGUCCAACAUGGGCAUGGACCCCUACAGCUACGGGUACAACCGCGCCACCCCGCCGGACGGGUACAUGAAUGCGUCGACCGUCGUGCGCGACCUCGUCGAUAUCGUGAGUAAGAAUGGGAAUUUCUUGUUGGAUGUCGGCCCCAGGGCGGAUGGGACGAUUGUCGAGGCCGAGGAGCGCAAUCUCAGGGAGGCCGGGCGGUGGAUUGCCGCGCAUGCGGAGGCGGUGUUUGCCACGAGGUAUUGGUUUGUCAUGGCGGAGGGGAAUGCCGGGGCCGUGAGGUUCACGCAGGCGGAGGACGCGUUUUAUGUGCUGUGGGUGGAGGAGCCGGUUCUGAGGGAGGGGAAGGUGGUGGUCGAGGCGCCGUUGCCUUUGCUGGGCGGGGAUCGGGUGGUGGCUUUGACGGGUGAUGACACGGCGGGGGAUUGGGAGGUGCAGUGGGAGAAGGUCGAAGGCGGGUUCAGGUUUGAUGUGCCGCUGGAGGCGUGGGAGGGGGAACAUUAUUGCUGGGUCUUGAAGAUUGAGUAUCGGGCGUGA